This is a messenger RNA of Desarmillaria tabescens, 966 nucleotides long. RefSeq lists its product as uncharacterized. NCBI's taxonomy places the organism in Eukaryota, Fungi, Basidiomycota, Agaricomycetes, Agaricales, Physalacriaceae. The coding region runs from base 1 to 966 and encodes 321 amino acids. The transcript has a single exon. The record is from RefSeq and is a predicted model, not a curated record.
AUGGAUUCCAAUACUAUGCUCGGACCCAUUUCAAUGGUCCAUUUACCUGCUUCACAAUAUUCUCCCCCAACUCAGCAUUUGCCUGGUGACUCGCUCGGCUUUCCUGAUCCUCCAGCACCGCUUGUGUUCCCAGUCGACCCAGCUGACAUUUCCAACACUGAUAGCCAUAAGGUUACUCACUUGUGGCCAUCCUGUGUUCCCCUCUUUACCUUCACAGAACAUUCAUGUUUGCAGGAGCAUAAGGAUCGGAUUAUACAGGUACUUAAGCUCAGCAAGAACAACAGACUCGGGAAUAAUCUACGAACCACCAGUGAUCGUGUAUUGAAGCAUAACCAGUACACUGAGACCUUCUUGGAAGAAACACACAUGCUAGAUUUCGUUCUUACAUCCGUUUUUGCCUGCACUACAUUCACAAAAGAUGUCGUGUACAAAUUAGAUGAGAAAAUCUAUCAGGAUCUUCACACCAUAUUAACAACUCACCAUGCAUUAGCUUCCUCGUCACUCAAUAGCUUUGGUUAUUCGGAUCUCAGACCACCUGCAUGGGCCAUUGACACUGCAAAAGGUUUGACGGCCAAUGAUUUUGAGUUGUAUGCCUUCCAGUAUUGCAUUCAGGUUGAGCAUUUUCUUCAUAUGCUUGAUUAUGUCUAUGACUGGAAUAAACUUCAGACAUGCAUAUACCUAAACAAAAAACUGCUGGCAACUCAGCACAAUGCUGACAGAGCACAUCUUGAGAAAAAGAAGUGUUACCUUCCUGCUGUUCCUCCUAUAUCACAUUCUAAUCCUUUCAAGUCGAAGACCUCUUUUCAGGCCUCGGCCUCUGACUUGAGUUGGGGGGGAGUACACUAUGAUGCUUUAAGAGAUGAGGAACAGCAUCCUAGCAGCUCACAGGUUGCUAAAAUAUGCAGUCAGUCUCAUCUUUGUGUGAAUUCCAAAGUCAGUGAACCUCACAAUUUCGGUCCAUAUUGA